AAUAAAUAGAUCCUUGUUCUACCUCAGCUCUUCUCUUUAAUUUGCAGCAGUGGAAAUUAAACAUGUCCAAGAACCUGCCAUUCCUUUUCUUGUUCCUGGGAUUGGUUAAUGGAAGAGGGAAUCCACCAUAUCCAUGGUUUCAUUAUGAACAUGUGUUCUCCCCAACUAUCUAUGUUGACCAGUCAGGAUUUACCAAUUUCAAAACCAUUCAAUCAGCCAUUGAUGCAAUUCCCUCCAACAAUCUCCGCUGGAUUUGCAUUUUUAUCAUGCCUGGUAUUUACAGAGAAAAGGUAACAAUUCCCGGUGACAAACAAUACAUUUACCUCAAGGGGGUGGGGAUACAAAGGCCAACUAUUGUAUGGGAUAAUAGUGAAUCACUCGUAGCAAGUCCAACUUUCACAUCCUAUGCGGACAACAUCAAAGUUGAAAAGCUUCAAUUUGUGAAUUCUUACAACUAUCCUCCAAUGAAGUCUGCCGGCGGCGGCAAACCUCUGAAACCCGCCGUAGCGGCGAUGAUCACCGGGGACAAAACGGCGUUUUACGAAUGCAGUUUCGCCGGAGUGCAGGACACAUUGUUGGAUGCGCAGGGAAGACAUUACUUCAAGCAUUGCAUCAUUGAAGGAGCCAUAGACUUCAUCUUUGGUGCUGGUCAGUCUAUUUAUGAGGAGUGUAAAAUAGUGGUGAAUGCUGGGUCAUUUGGGGAACGUACUACAGGCUACAUAACCGCACAAGGAAGGUCGGGUGCCUAUGAUAGCAAUGCAUUUGUUUUCAAGAACUGCAAUGUGAUUGGGAAUGGGAUGGCUUACUUAGGAAGGGCAUGGAGAAGUUAUGCUAGAACCAUUUUCUUUAAUUCAUCCCUCUCCAACAUCAUUGUUCCUCAAGGAUGGGAUGCGUGGUACAACAGAGGUUACGAGAAACGAUUAACAUUUGCAGAGGUGAAGUGCUAUGGGCCAGGGUCAGAUACUUCAAAGAGAGUCUCAUGGGAAUCACAAUUGAGUCCAGAAGUGGUUAAUUACUUCACCAACAUUGACUUCAUCGAUAAUGAUCAUUGGAUUAACAAGCAACCUUAUUAUAUUGAAUAAUAAUCGACUAAAAAUCAGGUGAAUACUUCCUAUGGAUGAUGUGGAGGGAGUCAUAAAUUCUUAGAUAGUAGACACAAGAGAACUGUUAUUGUUGUAAUGUAUUUUAUAAUAAUCGCUAAUUAUCCUCGACCCUAGAUUCAUACUACAUAUAUUCAUUCAUUAUUUACAUUUUUUAUUUUAAACAAGAUUUUUAUGUAUACACA
Molecule: messenger RNA, 1285 nt
Organism: Cuscuta europaea
Lineage: Eukaryota; Viridiplantae; Streptophyta; Magnoliopsida; Solanales; Convolvulaceae
Source: the annotation of a GenBank genome assembly